UAAUUGGGACAGAGAUGUGGCGCGUAAUCCAGCUUUGGCACAAGUCCGCGCGGAGCAAACGUGUCCAAAUGCAUAACUUUUCUCUGAAAUAACAUGGAAAACAUAAUGAGGAGAUUCAUAGAAGAUGUCCAUCCCCGCACAGAUAAGAUAAUACCACAGGUUUCCAGCCCCCACAGCGCGCCAGGCCUUUAAAGGGAGUGGUUUGGCUCGUUUUACGCACAGAGUUGUGUCGUCCCGCACUGUCAGCAUCAUGAGCGUCGACUUCUCCAAAAACGCCACUGAGAGUCCUGAGGCUUGUAAAACAGAAGUGAAAGGAAACAUUCCCAACUGGCUCCAAGGGACUCUGCUGCGUAAUGGCCCCGGGAUCUUCUCUGUGGGGGAGACCAGCUACGAGCACUGGUUUGACGGGAUGGCACUCAUGACCAGCUUCACCUUUAAAGACGGUGAAGUGACCCACAGAAGCAGGUUUCUGAGGAGUGACACGUACAAAUCAAACAUGGCUGCAAACAGGAUAGUCGUGUCUGAAAUGGGGACAAUGGCCUAUCCAGACCCCAGCAAGAACUUUAUUGUAAAGGCAAUUACUUUCCUCAACCACACCGUGCCCGACUUCACUGACAACGGCGCCAGCAACUUCAUCAAGUACGGAAACGAAUACUUUGCCACCUCCGAAACCAAUUACAUCCGAAAGAUUGACCCUGUUACCCUGGAAACGCAGGACAAGGUGGAUUACUUGAAAUUCCUGCCGGUGAACGUGGUUUCGUCUCAUCCGCACUACGACAGUGAAGGCAACACUUACAACAUGGGCACCUGCAUAGCGGAGAAGGGCAAGACCAAAUAUGUGGUGUUCAAAGUCCCACCUCUUCCUGAUAAAGGAGCUCUGAAGAAGGCUGAGGUGGUCUGCACAGUCCCCUGUCGGUCCCUCCUCACUCCGAGCUACUACCACAGCUUUGGCAUGACGGAAAAUUACUUCAUCUUCAUCGAACAGCCUUUCAAACUGGACAUCCUCAAGAUGGCCACCGCUUACAUGAGGGGAGUCAACUGGGCCAGCUGCCUCAAGUUCUGCCCUGAUGAGAACACCCUGAUCCACGUAAUCGACAGAAAAACUGGAAAAGAGGUAGAAACCAAGUACUACACGGGCGCGAUGGUCGUGUAUCAUCACGUGAACGCGUUCGAGGAAGACGGACACGUCGUCUUCGAUGUGAUCGCCUACAGAGACAACAGCCUUUACAACAUGUUCUACCUGAGCAAGCUCAAAGAAGCCGGUUCCCACGACGACGGCUACGUACAACCAAACUGCAGGAGAUUCGUGCUUCCCGUCAGAUCGGACAAGGGCGUGGCCAUCGGAGAGGAUAUGGUGGCGCUAAAAUAUACGACCGCCAGUGCUGUAAAAGAGAAAGAGGGAAAACUCAUGUGUCAGGCAGAGGUGCUGUGUGAAGGCUUCGAACUGCCAAGAAUGAACUACAACUUUAACGGGAAGAAGCAUCGUUACGUCUACGGAAGCAUCGUGGAUGAUUCUGCCGUGUCCAAACAGAUCGGGAAGUUCGACACAGAAACCAGGAAGAUGGUUUACUGGAAAGAAGAGAACUGCUUUCCUUCAGAGCCUGUUUUUAUCCCCAGACCAAACGGAGAAACAGAAGACGACGGCGUCGUCGUGGUCGCGGUCACCAACCCGAGCCCCGGCCAGCCCUGUUUCAUCGCCAUUUUGGACGGAAAAACAUUUAAAGAAGUGGCACGAGCGAAUGUGAAAGGACAGCUGUACAGAGACGUGCACGGGUUUUUUAUCCCCAAAACCAACUAAAAAAAAAACCCAAAUGUUUGUACAGAGGUUAAACAGUGGGGUUUUGUAUAAAGCUGCUUAGAUAGAAAGUAUUCAUGAUGAAAUAUUAUUGAUAUUUGUCCUAGUUUUACUGAUUUGGUGACUUAAACAUGUACAUACUCCUGUUAUAUAUGUUGUCUACAUUG
Molecule: messenger RNA, 1962 nt
Organism: Periophthalmus magnuspinnatus
Lineage: Eukaryota; Metazoa; Chordata; Actinopteri; Gobiiformes; Gobiidae
Gene: bco1
Product: beta-carotene oxygenase 1
Exons: 11
Coding region: 251-1798 (515 amino acids)
Biological process (GO): retinal metabolic process; carotene catabolic process
Molecular function (GO): carotenoid dioxygenase activity; beta-carotene 15,15'-dioxygenase activity
Source: RefSeq, a predicted model, not a curated record